Messenger RNA from Erigeron canadensis, 1361 nucleotides. Its product is annotated as NAC domain-containing protein JA2L-like. Lineage: Eukaryota; Viridiplantae; Streptophyta; Magnoliopsida; Asterales; Asteraceae. The transcript has 3 exons. Gene Ontology annotation, molecular function: DNA binding. Gene Ontology annotation, biological process: regulation of DNA-templated transcription. The record is from RefSeq and is a predicted model, not a curated record. The coding region runs from base 119 to 1123 and encodes 334 amino acids.
CGAAAUUUGAAUAACCAAAACAAAAAAGAAAACUAUUUCUUUCAUUCCAUCUAUCUUUCUUGCAAAAUAUAUAUUUGUUGAACAAAUAUCUUUCUCUAAACAAUCUUCUUUUAACAAAAUGGGUUUACCAGUUACCGACCCGAUGACCCAACUAAGCUUACCUCCGGGUUUCCGGUUUUACCCGACUGAUGAAGAGCUACUGGUGCAAUAUCUUUGCCGGAAAGUGGCCGGACAUGAUUUUUCUUUACAAAUAAUUGCUGAUAUUGAUUUGUACAAGUUUGACCCAUGGGUGUUACCAAGUAAGGCUAUGUUUGGUGAAAAAGAAUGGUAUUUUUUUAGCCCAAGAGAUAGAAAAUAUCCAAAUGGGUCAAGACCCAAUAGAGUAGCCGGGUCGGGUUAUUGGAAGGCUACCGGAACAGAUAAGGUGAUCACUACUGGAGGAAGGAGAGUUGGGAUCAAGAAAGCUUUGGUGUUUUAUGUUGGAAAAGCUCCUAAAGGCAACAAAACUAAUUGGAUCAUGCAUGAAUAUAGGUUAUCCGAACCACAAAGGAAAAAUGGUAGCUCAAGGUUGGAUGAAUGGGUGUUAUGUCGAAUUUACAAGAAGAAUUCAAGUGCACAAAAGGCGAUUUCAGGAGGAGCUCAAACAACCGAACAAAGUCAUGGUUCAUCUUCAUCAUCAUCAUCUCAAUUCGAUGAUGUUCUUGAAUCAUUACCUGAUAUUGAAAACCGGUUUUUUAACUUGCCAAGGGUUAAUUCCAUCAAAAGCUUCCAACAAGAGGACCAAAAACUAAAUCUACAAAAGUUUGAUUCGGGCAAUUAUGAUUGGGCUAGCAUCGCUGCAUUUGGGCUGCCCGAGCCCAUAUCCGCAACUCAAGUUAAUACUACUACAAUGACAACAAAUGCAGCUCCUACAAUGGCACCUAUGUACACAAUGGACACAAAGUUUGGAAGAUCAUUAGAAGAUGAAGUUCAAAGUGGAAUAAGAAGCCAAAGGAUUGAUAAUUCGGGCUACUUUCAAUCGAAUUUGAGCCCGUGGGGUCAGACACAAAAUGUAACAAACACGAAUGACCCGUUUGGCAUUCGAUACCCAACCCAACAAGGGGGGUUGAGUUUCGGACAAUGAAAGCUAAGUAGAGGGGGUGGCGUGUAAAUAUAUGAUCUAUAGGGGGCUAUUAUUGAAGUGGGAAUGGAACCCAAUUUUUGAUGGAAAUUUAAUUGGAAAAAGAAGGAAGAAAAAAGGAAAAAUUGAAGUUGGGGAAAUUAAUGAAGGAAUAGCAUAUUCAACGUAGAUACUCUCUCUCUCUUCUCUUCUUGUUGUUACAAUGUAAUUUCACUUGGAGAAUAGUAUUAGCUUUUCAAUU